Cylicostephanus goldi is the source of this 399-nucleotide messenger RNA. NCBI's taxonomy places the organism in Eukaryota, Metazoa, Nematoda, Chromadorea, Rhabditida, Strongylidae. The record is from the annotation of a GenBank genome assembly.
AUGAAUGCGAAUUCCUCUGCUGCACUUCCUUUGUUGUUGUUGCUGCUGCGGCUGCCUGCUGUUAUAGCUGAUGCUGCUGCCGCUAGUACUGUUGCUGAUACUGCUACUACUGUUGCUGUUGCUGCCGCUGUUGCAGCUGCUACUACUGUUGCCGCUAUUGUCUUUUUUACCGCUGCAACUGCUGGCUUCUUGGUGUUAUUGGUGCUACCAUUGUCGUUCCUGCCUUGGUGUUGCUAUUACGCCGCGGUUACUGCUGCUAUCACUGCAACCGCUAACAUAAAUGUUCUGCUGCUAAUGCUGUUGCCGCUGCCAUUUCCUGUUGCUGCUGUCUGCUUUGCUUCCCUGCUACUACUAUUGCUGCCGAUGUUGCUGCUAUUGUUGCACAACGGUGACAUAUAG